Molossus molossus (Pallas's mastiff bat) is the source of this 1562-nucleotide messenger RNA. RefSeq names its product LIM domain only 2 (gene LMO2). Lineage: Eukaryota; Metazoa; Chordata; Mammalia; Chiroptera; Molossidae. The annotation marks the transcript as partial. The record is from RefSeq and is a predicted model, not a curated record. The transcript is spliced from 5 exons. Gene Ontology annotation, molecular function: transcription coactivator activity; DNA-binding transcription factor binding. Gene Ontology annotation, cellular component: nucleus. Gene Ontology annotation, biological process: positive regulation of transcription by RNA polymerase II.
AAUGAAGAUAUUUUUCAUCCUGGACUUGAAGUAACUGGUAGAGAGGCAGCUCCAGUCGCCUCUCUGGAGCACGGACGCAGUCACAAGCCGGCAGCCAGCAGAGCCAAGCUGUCUUGGGCAUCCUUGCGCACCGCAUCAGCGGACCUGGGACCUCGAACGCCGGACGGGCGCGAAAGGCACUCGGAACGCUUGCAUUUCUGGAGCGCGGCGACUGUCCUUGAGCGCGGAGGGGCGAGCUCGCCGCCGGAGCGCCCCAGCAAGAAAAGGCGCAGAAGCGGUGGUGGCGCCCGAGCACCCGAGGGGGUCCGAGCCCCUGCAGCCGGCCAGCCCCGAGCCACAAAGGCAGCGCCCCCGCCGCCUGGCACGCCACCUCCCUCCCCAAUGUCCUCGGCCAUCGAGAGGAAGAGCCUGGAUCCGUCUGAGGAGCCCGUGGAUGAGGUGCUGCAGAUCCCCCCGUCCCUGCUGACAUGUGGAGGCUGCCAGCAGAACAUCGGGGACCGCUACUUCCUGAAGGCCAUCGACCAGUACUGGCACGAGGACUGCCUCAGCUGUGACCUCUGCGGGUGCCGGCUGGGCGAGGUGGGGCGGCGUCUCUACUACAAGCUGGGCCGGAAGCUGUGCCGGAGGGACUAUCUCAGGCUUUUUGGCCAAGAUGGUCUCUGCGCCUCCUGUGACAAGCGGAUUCGUGCCUAUGAGAUGACGAUGCGGGUGAAAGACAAAGUGUAUCACCUGGAGUGUUUCAAAUGUGCCGCCUGUCAGAAGCAUUUCUGCGUGGGCGACAGAUACCUCCUCAUCAACUCUGACAUAGUGUGCGAGCAGGACAUCUACGAGUGGACUAAGAUCAAUGGGAUGAUCUAGGCAUCUUUGGGGAGGUGUUUCACUGAAGUCACUGUCUCCGUGGGGUCUUCACUCUUAGGCACUUUGGGGAUUUGAGGGUGGGAUGAGACAUUUCUUAUGACAUAAUGCAAAGAAUGAUACCUAAAUGUGACAAAAUGAACAGCCUACAGGGAGAACUUGUGGACAAUGGCCACACCCUACCCAUAAUAACUGACAUGAUUAGUGGAGGAAAGGAUCAUUGGGGGAGGAGACAGCAUUUGUGUCAUCAUGAUGGGACUUCACAUCUACAGAUAGGCAGUUGUGGAAAGACAUGUUGUGACUUUGACCCUUGAGAACUAGAGAUGUGCAAUUGAUUACUUCCUGGCUUUUAUGGCAACCCUGUUCCAAUUACUGUCCUCCACAUAAGGGAAGGACAGAGAGGAGAGUGGCCAACUUCCCAAGGCCUUAAGCAUUGGACCCAAGGGAAAUUGCAUGGAGACACAUUUCAGUUGAGAACGGGAACUACAACUUUUAACCAAACAAUUAUUUAAAGCAACACUGAUGAGUCACUGUUUUUAGAUACCUUAGUUUUGAGGUGAGAAGUUCCACAGAUUGUUUCUAUACAAAUGUAAAUCUAAAAAAAAAAAAAAAAGGUUGUUCAACUAUUUUAUUAUCUUAGAUUAUAUGAAAGUAUUUGUUGUGUGUAGUUAUUAAAAAAAAUAAACUUCUGCAGACAAUAAAAAACA